Messenger RNA from Hemicordylus capensis (graceful crag lizard), 3666 nucleotides. RefSeq names its product NTPase KAP family P-loop domain-containing protein 1-like. The record is from RefSeq and is a predicted model, not a curated record. The coding region runs from base 743 to 2860 and encodes 705 amino acids. Lineage: Eukaryota; Metazoa; Chordata; Lepidosauria; Squamata; Cordylidae. The transcript has 7 exons.
ACCACUUUUCAACCAAAACUUCUCAAAAUAAGAAGCUGCUGGCCCCGCCACCAAAAUGCGGGACAAAUGCUGUCCCUAGAGGGGCCAACAUUUCAUCCCUGUCAUGAGGGACGUCCUGCGCACUGAGGGACAGUUGGCAACCCUAAUCCUUACCCCCACACACACACGCACACACCCCUGCUGGCCUCCGGCUGACCCCCGGCCCCCUCCCUGACGGGCCCUGCCAUCGGGCGGGUGGGGGACCCUCUAGCAACAGAGCUUCCAUCUGCGUAGCGGCCACAUCCAACUGCCGCUCUGCGUAGUUGCCAUAGCAGCGCUUGAAAAGUCCUCCUGUGCUGCAGAACCCCGAAGCAUGAAGCUGAAGCCCAGCCAGCGGAGGGGGGCUUGGGGGGCACAGAGGGGGGAGGCAGGAGCCAGGACAUCUAGCAGGCGGGGCAGGGCGGGGCGCGUCACCCACACAUGAUGCCCCACGCCCACCUCUCAGCUGCGGCAACUCGCUUCUUUUAUUAUUUUGAUUUAUUUCAAAUGUGGACUGUUCUUCAUGUGGGUUCCUCCUAAACCAUCCUGCUGAGAGGUGGCCUCUCAAUGUGGUAAAUACGGCACAUCACAGAUGAUCAGAUUCUGAGCUGACUCUGUCCAGAUGAAGAAGAAAAAUACCUUCCCAUUCUAUAUGGAGCUGAAAUAUGGGGAUAUGAUGGCUCAGCGCUGAGGAGUGUUCAAGAGGCUUCUUUAUGCCAAAAGGAUGGGCAAGGCAGAUCGCUAUGUGCCCAUGAGGCUAAGUGGCUCUCCUGCAGGUGACAGCACUCCAGGGCCAGUGAGGACUCGCCUCAUCCAGAUUUCGGUGACUUCUCCUAAAGAGAUAACGAGGCAGCAGAAGCCACUGCAAAGAAAAGAAGGAGCUCCAGGUUCAGCCACAGAUUCCACGAAGGCUCCAGUCAUCAAGACAUCUGGGACUCUUGCCACAGAGACAGCUGGGCAACCGAGACAUUUGCACAUAGAUGAGGAAGGAGAAGGAGGAGAAGAAAUAAAGAAACAGAAGAAAUGUAUUCCAGAAGAAGAAACCAAUGAAGACAUUUACUGCAAAGCCCUGGCGAAAACUCUGCACCACAUUGCCCUGCCUGUGACGGUGGGGUUUUAUGCACCGUGGGGGCAGAACAAAAAAUGGCUUUCAGACGGAAUCCAAGAUCACAUGUCCCAGAAAGGCAAACCAAAUAAGGAUGGGAAAGAAGGUGCAAGCAACAUGCAGUCUGCCUUUUGGCUUUUCUGGCAUAUAAUGUUUUAUCUCCCUGUCUCCAGUUCAAUAAAGCCCCCAAAGGUCCGGUAUCUCUUCCUCCACUUUGAUGCCUGGGAGUAUGUGGGGUGUGACCACACCUGGGCCGGCCUCGUCGCCACGCUGCUGGAUGAGAUUGAAGGAAAGAAUAUCGUUCCUUUCAGCGUUUUCAGGGCCUUUGGCGGGGAAUUCAAGGAAGAGCCUGGGAAAUGCGGGAAGCAAUGGGUCCUGAAACCCUGGAGCCGGAGCUUCUUUGUCUGUGGCUCCUUCCUCUUCGUUGUCUUUACUCUUUGCAUGGUGCUGCUGCGGGAAACAGCGGAAGGCCAUGUCUGGAGGAACAUGGGAUAUGUCGUCUUGCUUGUGGUGGUCACAUUUUCGUUCCCUUUCCUGUGCGCCUUGAAAAACGUCUGCUUCACACUGAAAAGGAAGCUUCAGAGAGAAAUGAAGAGAAAGGACCGCAGCGCCCAGCUGGGCUUCAUGCACUCCGUGAAGCAAGAGGUGGAAACCAUGAUUCGUUUUCUCCAGUUCAUGGCCUUGAUAGAGGAAAAAGAAAUCCGGGUGGUCCUGAAGAUCACCAAUUUGGACCUGUGUGCCCCAGACAAGGUGGUGGCUGUUCUAGAUGCCAUGAGGCUGCUUCUUUGCACCAAGAAGGCUCCGUUUAUCUCCCUCUUGGCCGCUGACCCCCAUAUCCUGGUGGAAUGUAUUCAGUGGUCAAACAACACCUGCAACAAUGGGUAUUUAUACUUGGACCGAAUCGUGUCCUUGUCCUUCUCUCUGCCCCAGAUGAGCUGCAAGGCCAAAAGGCAGCUGCUUAAGGAGAAUCUGAACAGAGGAGGAAGAAAGAAACAGGAGGAGGACUCUGUGAUUGAUCCAGAAGCUCAGAAAAAGGACAGCAAGAGCAGCAAAAAAGCCAAGAGCUCCUUGACGGCAGAGGAAAUGCAACAUGUCCUUCGAUACCUGAGUAAUGAGAGUGUCAACCAAUACAUCCCAGGGAAUUCCAUCCAGAUGAAGAGGGCGGUGAACGCAGUGCUGACCAUCUUGACCAUGGUCAGACUGGGAUUUAAACCCAAACUCAAAUUGCAGACUGAGGGGAAAGAAGAUCAACUGACAAUCGAAGAGGUGAUAGACUGGGUUAUCCUUGCCCAUUGCUGGCCUUGCCGCUUGAGCUGGAUUUUGCAAUGCGAGGAGGACGAGCGGCAGCAGAGAAACCUGGAGGAAAGCCAGGCUGGGAGCCCCCAGCAGAAGCAGGCCAAUGGCCAAAGCAGGGAAGGCAAGCCGCAGGAAGAAGAGGGGGAGAAAGGGGGGCAAAGGUUGCUGGCAUUUUUUGAAGAGAACGCUUUGGAGCUGGAUGAGAUGAAGUAUAAGGUCAAAAGGCUCCUGGAACUCGAUGGAGACCCUGAACUCUUCAGAAACUUCCUGCAGAAAAGCCACUUCACCGUGGAGAGGGCCAGGUAUUUCGCCGACUUUCUCAUCAACUUGGAUUUCUCUUUGAAAAGGCAGCUUGAGUUGCUUCGGGAUCUAAAUAGCAUAGCCAGGAGAAAGAAAAGCAGCAAUGAGGCGCCACCCACAGCAAAGAAAAGCGUUGGCUAGCCCAGGAGUUCCCAGUCUUGGGUCUCAGGUGUUUUUGGACUACGGCUCCCAUCAUCCCCAGCAGCAUUCCCACUAACAGAGAAUUCCAGAUGUCGUUGACGACAACUCCCAGCAUCCCCAGCUGCGAUGGCUUUUGGCUGGGAAUUAUGGGAGUUGUAGUCAACAUCAUCUGGGAUUCCCUGUGAGAGGGGACACUGAUCCCCAGCCACAAUGGCCAUAGGAUGGGAGGUGUAGUGCCAACAUCAUCUGGGCACCCAAGGUUGGGAACCCCUGGGCAGGAGUGUGUGGAAAAGGGAUCAACAGUUCAGGAGAUUCCCUAUGCAAUAACUAAAAUGAAAAAAGCAUCAAACUGUGUCCCAGGGACCUGAAAAUGCAUAUGGCUAAGGACCUUGGAGAUCUUUUGGGCUCUACCGCUUCCCAGGGCUCUGCUGGUAUUUUAUUUUAUUUUUAAAUAAGAAUUUCAUGGACCAUCAAGAACCAGAAGCAGUUUUUCACUGCUAAUUAGCAAUUUGGUACAAAUUCUAAGUAUAGAUCUUGGAGUGCCAUUUAGGCAGUUGUCUCCCUUCUCCUUGUUUUGGACACAUUCAAUUAUUCUUGAGAAGCAUGUGUCUCUCUGGCUAUUAUGAGGUAUAAAAAGUGUUCUAACAUUCACUGUGUUUUUGCCAGGUGGAGUAAGGAGGCUUUGAACUUGUUGGCAAUCUUGCCCCACUCUACACCUGACUUCCCUCUCUUUCCCCAUCAGACCUUGAGAUGGAACUUCUGCAUCAAUUAUUGGACAAUGCGGCAUUGCUAGAAUUAAAAGGGUG